Ornithodoros turicata is the source of this 1122-nucleotide messenger RNA. Its product is annotated as gamma-interferon-inducible lysosomal thiol reductase-like. Gene Ontology annotation, molecular function: oxidoreductase activity, acting on a sulfur group of donors, disulfide as acceptor. The coding region runs from base 335 to 982 and encodes 215 amino acids. The transcript has a single exon. Lineage: Eukaryota; Metazoa; Arthropoda; Arachnida; Ixodida; Argasidae. The record is from RefSeq and is a predicted model, not a curated record.
CUAGAGGCAUGUUUCUUUCUUCCCAUUGCAACAGCAGAUGUCGAGUAUACACUCGAGUCAUGGUCAAGUCCGAGAAGAUAUGUAUAACAAACCUUGAUUGUUACCAAUACAAUUCAUAACACGGCUUUUCAUACCCUCUUCCUUUUCACCUCCUCGCUUUAUAUGACCACCUGCAGAUUUAAUCCACAAUACACGCGUCGCGCUUACAACACUGGUGAUGUCACCCAGUGCCUUAUUGUCAUUGCACCACAGCGAUACGAUUGACCUUGCGCUUGCCUACAAAAACACACACACGCUACAGCGAAUGAUUCGUUGAACGCUCAAGGGAACCACCAUGGUGUACAGACGCUGUCUAUCGCUCGUCAUCGCCUGCGUAUUCCUGCUGCAAGUUGACAUCAUCGAUGUAGCACGAACGGAGAAUGUAUCUGUGGACGUGUACUACGAAUGCAUGUGCCCUUUCAGCGUCAACUUCGUCAUUAAGCAGUUGUGGCCGACGUACAAGAAACUCGGCGACCACAUGGAGGUACGGCUGUAUCCUUACGGGAACGCCAGGACGAGGACUCACAAGGACGGGAACGGUAGGGCGACCGAUAUUAUAUCGUGUCAACACGGACCACGCGAAUGCGAGGGCAACACGGUACAGUGUUGCGUCUUGGAUCUCUUCAGGGAUACAGCGACGCAAGUGGGUUUCGUGGCAUGCAUGAUGUCUGCGCGUCACCCUUACGAGGCAGGACCUCAGUGCGCUUCCGAGAUGUGCUUACCGUGGCACUUAAUCAGCCAGUGUGCAUCCAGCUCGUAUGGGAAAACUCUGCUGAAGGAAAUGGGCAGGAAGACUAGGCAAGCUGUUCCUCCCGUCAGGGCGGUGCCUCAUAUCGUUAUUAAUGGUCAACACAACGGCUACUAUACGGGCCGUGCCCGCUCGAACUUGACGUCGCUGAUUUGCGAUUUGCUGAAACAGAAGCCAAGCCCAUGCAGGGCCUAGUCGCACUAUCUAUUGAUGUAUUAGAGAAUGAGGAAUUGCUUUAAGGUGAACAAUUUUAUUUCUUGGUGUCUCAAUACGGGUUCUCGAUGUAAUGCUGUGUGUGUGUGAGUGUGUGUAACAUCUUCGUAGAAACUGUAUAG